AUGCUUCUUCCAAAGGGUGGUCUGAACUGGAAAGCCGCAAGAGGCUCACUACCGCCCUCAAGGGCGAUAUGGACUUUUGUCACAAGAACCAGGUUCCUGUUGCUCGUCGCCCUGUCCGGCGUGUUUCUAUUACUAUGGCGCGGAAUCAGGUCUUCAGCUUCCGAGAUGCAGAGCUUCUACUGUUGGGGACCAUCAAAGCCUCCUAUGGAGAUGACGGUGAAUGAGCAGGCCGCAUGGAACGCCCAUAUGCAAACUCCUGUCAUAUUCAAUCACCACACGCCUUUAGAAAUCAACUCGUCUACCAUCAUCCACCACGAUCUGAAUCCUAUCAAGUCGACCCCCAAGGCCGUCGCCAACGAGGAGCGCGUUCUCAUCCUGACGCCACUCAAGGACGCAGCGCCUUAUCUUUCCAAGUACUUUGAAUUGAUUGCCGAGCUUACAUACCCCCACCACCUGAUCGACCUUGCCUUCCUUGUUGGCGAUUCAACCGACGAUACUCUCGCAGUCCUCUCCUCCGAGAUCGAUAGGAUACAGAAGCGUUCCGACAAUGUUCCUUUCCGCAGCGCCACGAUCGUCGAGAAGGACUUUAACUUCAAGCUAAGCCAAGACGUCCAGGACCGCCACGGCUUCGAGGCCCAGGCGCCACGCCGCAAGAACAUGGGGCGUGCCCGUAACUACCUACUCUAUACUGCACUGAAGCCAGAACACUCCUGGGUCUAUUGGCGCGAUGUCGACAUCGUCGACAGCCCCAAGGCUGUGCUGGAGGACUUUGUUGCCCACGACAAGGAUAUCCUUGUUCCUAACAUUUGGUUCCAUCGCUACAAGGAUGGCAAAGAUAUUGAGGGCCGAUUCGACUACAACUCCUGGAUCGAGUCCGACAAGGGCCGUAAAUUGGUAGCUAGUCUCGACAAGGAUGUUGUCCUCGCAGAGGGUUACAAGCAGUACGACACUGGCCGUACCUACAUGGCUAAGAUGGGCGACUGGCGUGAAGACGCGACCAAGGAGAUUGAGCUUGACGGCAUUGGUGGCGUGAACAUUGUUGUCAAGGCAGAUGUUCACAGAUCAGGCAUCAACUUCCCUUGCUACGCCUUUGAGAAUCAAGCCGAGACAGAAGGCUUUGCCAAGAUGGCCAAGAAGGCAGGAUACCAAGUCAUUGGUCUCCCCAACUACGUAGUAUGGCACAUCGACACUGAUGAGAAGGCAGGCAAUGCCUGA
Molecule: messenger RNA, 1215 nt
Organism: Pyricularia pennisetigena
Lineage: Eukaryota; Fungi; Ascomycota; Sordariomycetes; Magnaporthales; Pyriculariaceae
Exons: 5
Coding region: 1-1215 (404 amino acids)
Biological process (GO): protein N-linked glycosylation; cell wall mannoprotein biosynthetic process
Cellular component (GO): mannan polymerase complex
Molecular function (GO): alpha-1,6-mannosyltransferase activity
Source: RefSeq, a predicted model, not a curated record